CAGUUACUAACACGGAGUAACCAAGAUGGAACAACUGGAAAUCACUAUUCUUGUUCUUGUGAUUUGUAUCACUUGCCUGGUUUUUCUUUUCAUGUGGAAGAAAGGUCACAAAGGUUUGGGAAAGCUCCCUCCUGGUCCAACUCCCCUUCCCAUCAUUGGGAAUCUGAUGCAACUAAACCUCAAGGACAUCCCUGCAUCUCUCUCCAAGUUGGCCAAACAAUAUGGCCCUGUUUACACUCUGUACCUUGGAUCCCAGACCACUGUGGUCUUACAUGGAUAUGAGGCGGUGAAAGAAGCUCUAAUUGAUCAAGGUGAUGAAUUCCUUGGCAGAGGACCUAUUCCUAUUAUUGACGAUACCCAGAGAGGAUAUGGUAUGUUUCAAAAUACAACUCAGCCCUUUAACCCUGCUGUCACCCUGUCCUGUGCUACCUGCAACGUGAUCUGCUCCAUCCUCUUCAAUGAACGUUUCCACUACAACGAUAAGACCUUUCUCUCCCUGCUGGAUUCAUUAAAUAAAAAUUUCAAUCGAGUAAGCUGUCUCUGGAACCAGAUUUAUAAUCUAUGGCCAAAACUCAUAAAGCCUCUCCCUGGAGAGCACAGAGCAUUUUCAAAAAGGCUUAAGGAUGUUCACUACUUUGUUCUGGAAAAAGUGAAGGAGCAUCAAAAGUCCCUGGAUCAUAAUAACACUCGAGACUACAUUGACUGUUUCCUCAGCAGGAUGGAGCAGGAGAAAGAGAACCCAGAGUCUGAAUUUCACUUGGAAAACUUAGCAACCUGUGGAUCAAAUCUGUUUUCAGCAGGAGUAGAGACAACCACUGCCACCCUGAGCUAUGCGUUCCUGCUCCUAAUGAAAUACCCUGAGGUUCAAGCCAAAGUUCAUGAAGAAAUUGACCAUGUGAUUGGACGCACCCGAAGUCCCUGCAUGAAGGACAAGAUGAAGCUGCCCUAUACAGAGGCUGUGUUGCAUGAGAUACAAAGAUACAUCACCCUCAUUCCUUCUAACUUAGCCCAUGCUGUGGUCCGGGACACGAAAUUCAGACAAUAUGUCAUCCCCAAGGGUACUGUUGUAUUGCCGUUACUGUCUUCCAUCUUGUACGACUGCAAGGAGUUUCCUAACCCAGAGAAGUUUGACCCAGGCCAUUUUUUGGAUAAAAAUGGCAGCUUCAGGAAAACAAAAUACUUCGUGGCUUUUUCCAUUGGGAAACGGGCCUGUAUUGGAGAGGGCCUGGCCCAAAUGGAGCUGUUCCUGUUCUUAACCACCAUUCUGCAAAAUUUUGUCCUGAAACCCCUGGGUGAGACAAAGGACAUAGAGACCAAACCUGUUGUUACCGGACUGAUCAACAUGCCACCACCCUUCAAGCUAUGCCUUAUCCCCAGAUGAAAGAAGAGCUUUUCUCUUUUAACAAUUUAAAUAAAAGUAAUAGCUUUUUCUUCUCACUACUUCUCCCACCCCAAUAGUCUCUUUUCAUUUUAAAUUCUGCCUAGGACAGAAACAUGGGCUUCCCUCAUAGCUCAGUUGGUAAAGAAUCUGCCUGUACUGCAGUACAGAAACACUGCUCACUAAAAGCUUGAUGGACAUUUGUUUAAAUCUAUAAAUUCCUUGAAAUAAGGAGCUGGAUCCUGAAAACUCCAGGGGUAAAAUAAUAUCUUAUACCCUAUAGAAUACUUUAUAAACCAUGAUCCAGCCAAACCAAGCCCAGGCCCACAGAAGGCCUUUAUCAGCAAAUAUUGGAGCCUUCACUUUUUCUGUGCCUUUGGAGAUAGGCUGAUAUUCUAUAAUUUUCGAAAUAGAGAAUAUAAUGGUCAAUGUGUAUUUUUUCCAUUUCCCAUUGAAAGCACUUAGAUGAUUUCUGCCACAUUCACAAAAUAAAUCCUUUCUUUCCACAGCA
Messenger RNA from Odocoileus virginianus texanus, 1889 nucleotides. Lineage: Eukaryota; Metazoa; Chordata; Mammalia; Artiodactyla; Cervidae. The record is from RefSeq and is a predicted model, not a curated record.